AUGACGAGGACGAGGAGUGCGACGUGCUCUCGGGGAGCUGGUGACGACGCCGAGCACCCGCUGUACCGGGAGGAGGCCUGCCCCUACAUCCAUCCGCAGCUGACCAGCCAGGCGCGGGGGCGGCCGGACACGGCGUACCAGCGGUGGCGGUGGCAGCCACACGACUGCACGCUGCCGGCGUUCGACGCCGUCCGGAUGCCGGAGGCGCUGCGCGACAAGCGGAUGCUGUACGUGGGCGACUCGCUGGGGCGGGGCCAGUUCGCCUCCAUGGUGUGCCUGCUGCAGUCCGCCAUCCCCGACGACGCCGCCGGCGCCAGCAAGUCGUUCAAGAUGUCGGCGGACCAGCAGCACACCGUGUUCACCGCCAGGGAGUACAAAGCGACGGUAGAGUUCUACUGGGCGCCGUUCCUGCUGGAGUCCAACUCCGACAACGCCGCCGUGCACCGGAUCUCCGAGCGCAUGGUGCGGCGCGGCUCCAUCGGCUACCACAGCCGGCAUUGGGAGGGCGUCGACGUCAUCGUCUUCAACACCUACCUGUGGUGGUGCACCGGCCUGCGCUUCAGGAUCUUGAACGGACCGUGGGAGGACGCCGGCAAGGAGACGGCGUGGGAGUGGGUGUCGACGGAGGAGGCGUACGGCAUGGCGUUCCGGGACAUGCUGCAGUGGGUCAGGGACAACAUGGACUUCAACACCACCAGGGUCUUCUUCACCAGCAUGUCGCCCACGCACCAGAAGUAA
Messenger RNA from Miscanthus lutarioriparius, 738 nucleotides. NCBI's taxonomy places the organism in Eukaryota, Viridiplantae, Streptophyta, Magnoliopsida, Poales, Poaceae. The record is from the annotation of a GenBank genome assembly.